Molecule: messenger RNA, 3857 nt
Organism: Molossus molossus (Pallas's mastiff bat)
Lineage: Eukaryota; Metazoa; Chordata; Mammalia; Chiroptera; Molossidae
Gene: CDC42SE1
Product: CDC42 small effector 1
Exons: 5
Coding region: 395-634 (79 amino acids)
Biological process (GO): regulation of Rho protein signal transduction
Cellular component (GO): plasma membrane
Molecular function (GO): small GTPase binding
Source: RefSeq, a predicted model, not a curated record
CACCUCUGCCGACCCGCCCUCGGCUCCCCACCGCUCCGGGGAGCGAGUCCCGGAACCCCACACUGGCGGGCACCGAGCGGGAGCCCCCCACAAGCUGCAGCCGGGCGCCUCGAUGCCGGAGCAGAGCAGGGUUCCAAGCCUGAGAAAGACAUAACCUUGUGCCUGCCUGCCUGCUUCACUCUCUGGCCCUGCUGGUCUCUCAGGGUGUGAGACAUACUGACCUUCACUGCUCAGCCAAGGGUUCCGAGAACUCGACUUUCUAUAGACCUGUCUUGCUGAUUGAACCCAGGGUGUUGUUACACCUGAAGGGAGAGAGGAGUGGGCGGUCAAGGCUCCUGAGCAAGAGCCCUCUGGGGCCUCAGGCAGAGGAGUGAAACUGGAACCGUCAGGGAACAUGAGUGAAUUUUGGCACAAACUGGGCUGCUGUGUGGUAGAGAAACCCCAGCCGAAGAAGAAGAGGAGACGGAUCGACCGGACCAUGAUUGGAGAACCAAUGAAUUUUGUCCACUUGACUCACAUUGGCUCUGGGGAGAUGGAGAACAGAGAUGGACUUGCCAUGACAGGUGCGGUUCAGGAGCAGAUGAGAUCCAAAGGAAACCGAGACAGGCUAUGGAGCAAUUCUAGGGGCUUGUAACUCCAACAGGAAUGGUUCUGCUGUCUGAAGUCUCCACUCUGUGCCCAGCCCAGAAAAGAUGCUAUCCCCACCAGAUCCCUCCUAAAACCAGUGUUCCCAGGGCCCCUCUUUUCCUUAUCUGCCUGAUAGUGCCUCAAAAGGCUUGGGGGCUGGACUCCCUCUACUUCCUCUGGCAAUAGCCCCUCCUGGAGAUGGGGUCAAGGCAGCAGGACUGACCAAGUGACUACUGGUUGGCCAGAGGAGUUCAGCUGAAGCCCUGGACACUCUCAGAUCUGAAAUAGGAGUUUCUGGAAACCUGGAAUGAGUUCCCUUCUCCUGAAUGAUGGUCUGGGUGCCCCUGUUUUUAAACUAUUAACCUGGAACUCCUUAAAUGGCAGGUGGGUGAGGUUACCAAGCCAAAGCUGGCUUUGCUGAGAAGCUCCCUACCUCCCUGCCCUUCUCCUUCCUCCUGGAAUGAACUGAAGCAGACAUCAAGCAGGGGCUGGGAGGGUAACCACUGCCUAGUCUACUCUUUUUAAAUCUCAGACCUUAAUCUCUCUCUGCCAAUACCAGCGUCUUUCUCUAGUUAGGCCUCUAACCCUGUUUCUGUAGUAUUGCUAGCUCCCCAGUAUUUUCUCUUUUUUUAAAUUAAUUAAAAUUUUAAUUUAAGAUGAGUUCUCUUAAUUACCCCCACCCUGCUACUACCUCUGUCCUUAACCCCAUCCCUGAUAAGAACCUUGUUUCCCAUUGAAUAAGACUCACAGUAAGAGAUGGAUCUUAACCUGAUGACAUUCCAGUUAGGUCUCGGGGACUUGGCCUGCCCACUGCCAACCUCCCUGCUGGCCCAGGUGAGAGGAGGAAGAGGGAUCUGGAGAGAAACCCAGAAUGCAGCAAAACUAGGAGUUAUGUCUCAGGGUGGACUUCCUUUCUGACCAUGAGGGUGGAAAGUGGGGAGAUAAAUUGGUUGCAAAUAAUUAGCUGUGAGUUUAGAAAUCUUAGUCCUCACAACCUGGGAGCAGGGAGACACAUAAAGCGAGGUUUCUCAGUGUGGACACUUAACAUUUUGGGUGGGAUAAUUCUUAGUAGUGGGGGACUGACCUGUGCAUUACAGGAUGUUUAGCAGUGUCCCUGGCCCACCCUAGUGAUAACCAAAAAUGUCCCCAGACAUUGCCAAGUGCCUCCCAGUUGAGAGCCAGUGCUCUAGAGUCAACAUAUUUUUCUCUUAAGUGAUUUCUAUCCCCCAUCCUAACCCCAUCCCAUUAGUCAUCCUAAGCCUGAGCCUUGAUGAACUAGACUCUGUAAAGUAGGCUUAAUAGGGUUGCACAUAAUCUUCAAAUAGUUCUUUAGCCAUCGUGUUGCUUGUGCUUGCAUGGGUUGUUUCUGUGAUGGACAUGUACAAUGCUUCUCCUUUCUUGUUCAGUGGGGAGGGGUUCCUGUAGUGGUGGGAUUAGGGAAGGGUGGGAGAGAAAAUCAGUAGAGUCAUAGACACCCCAGCACUCUCCUCCCCAAAUUUUAAGCUCUAUUUCUGUGCCCUAGUCCUGGAACCAGACGUAAAUAAGACUCAGGGAGUUUUGUCUGAAGAACAGGUCCCACUCUCCACCGGGCUGAAGAGUCUGCUUUAGGUGGGAAAGAAAUGGAGUAGUAGGUUCUUUAGACACUCAGUUUUCUCAGGUGUUUUUUGUUCUGGCCCCUUCUUUGCAGGGAGAUUAGGAAGACAGAACGGGACAGAUGAGCUCCUGCCUGCUCUGUAUGCAGAAGGCGGGGGUCUCGGUAGUUCAGUAAAAGGAAGCAUCCUGUUUGAUGGUAGUGGGGGUCAGGAAUGUGGGAAUGAGGACCCACUCUGCUGAUUCCACCAUCCAUGCAGUUUGCCCCACCUACAAUUACUGAGGUUCUAAUUUUUUCAAGUUUCAGUGUAUUUCCUGAAGUUUUUCAGGGCCUAAGAUUGCUCAUAUUUAUAACAUUCCCAUUUACUCUGUUACAGUCAAGUUAGUUGCUCUGAAAGUAGCUCAAUAGCAUGAGGGUUUUACUAGAUCUAAAGGGUUGACAGGAUAGGGUAGAAAGAUGGGGGCUCCUGGACUCUCUGGUCCCCCUGAUCUUUUGCCUUAUUCUUAACGCCGAUUCUUUGGACGUAAUCUUUUCUUUGGUUCUCUGUCUCCUUUAGCUACCUUCUCUAAUGUGUGUGCUACCAUCACUUUAACAAUAUUUAGAGUGAUGGGAAUGGUUUUGAGAGUCAUAAUUUAUAUUGAACAUUUGUUGGACUUCUAAAUACAUUUUUCAAAUAAAAAGUUUAAGCAAAAUAGUCACAGAGUAAUCACUACAGAUGUAUGUUGGGUUAAAUGAUAAAUAUGGCUGAUGAAGGUAACCCCUAGAAAGUGGCUAACGUGGGAUUUUGUACCAUUGUCCUUUCUAAGGAGAAAAGGCUGUUGUGAAGGCAAGACCAUCAUCUAAGGGUUCAACUCCUGCUUGGCAUUCAUAUCAGUUUUUUCAAAAGAAGAACUGUGUUUAAAAACAACUGGAAAUGUAGAUGAACAACAACCAUUUUAUCCUGGGGGAUGGGAAGGGCCCAAGCCAGAUGCUGCUGGCUACCCAGUUCAAUUUUAUAAGAUUUUUGGUCUCUCCUCCCUCAGAUACCUCUGUAAAAAGACACAAGGCCAAACAAUGUUUUUUCUAGUUUUGUUUUUCUGUACUAAAAAUACUCAGUGGGUGCUGGGAUUGAAAGGGGAGGAGAGGUUGAGAUGCUGACACCUCUUCUUGCAGAUCAAGUGGCCAUUACCUCCGGUUUCUGUCUAUCUGGGUAAGGAAACAAAAUAGAGAAAAGGGGAAAUAUUAUAUUGGCAUCUGUUUCAUUUUUCCUUGCUUUAUCUCCCUUUCCCCACAAAUCCUCAUUCCCUCAACACUACUGCCCCCUACUGAUGAUGCUUUUUUAUAUUGAAUAAUGGCAUUGGACACAAGGAGAAAGACAAAAACCAUUAAAGCAACCAUGUAUACAUUUUAUUGUCCUGCUCUCCCCAAAGUUCCUGUCAUCCUAUCAAUUGAGAAUAUUUUAUCAGGUCAAUCAGAGCCUUCGGUAGCUCUUUUGAUAAAGCAAAGGACUGUCCUUCCUCGAGAGUCCUUAGGUUGCUGAGAAUAAUCCUAGGACAGUUCUUAUGGAUAGUGGUGAUUAAGAGCAUUGGUACUACUGUCAAAUCUGGUUUAAAUCCUGCUGUGACUCUGCCACUUACUAGCUUUAUAAACCCCUAUUUCU